CCUGGCGGCCAGACCACGCUGGUUACCGCAGCCUGGGCUGGCGGCUCUCCUGACGCCGGGACGCAACCGCCGGGGAGGCGGGUGCGCAAGCUACUCCUGGAGACCAGAGGCCCCUAGCUCUGCGCCCCAGCUCCCUGCUCACGCCCCUUCGCCCACUGGCGCUAUAGGCUUGAAGUACCCCGAAAGCCGACUUGGGCAGACGCCAGGGCUGCAGGUUCAAGACGCUCCGCCCCCUCCUUCCACUUGGAGCCACAAGCGCCUGCAGGAACCUUUCCACUCGGUCUUGGUCUGCUGAGGUUUUCGGAACUUUCCAGGCAAGGUCCAGCCAGGCCUUUGGCUUCCAACCAACGCGGCGCCUACCGCCUUCCUGGGACAUCCCCGUCUUGGGAGAUCCUGCUCACCCCCGGCACUGACGCCCCAACUUUUUACGCGCGGUCUGCGCCCCUUGACUGGGUGUCCGGCUCCGGUGCCAAGGGGCGCACGAACCUUUCGAGGGCGGGCAACGUCCCUAGCCUCUCGGCUCCCACUCCUCCUCUCCCGGGCGACUGUAAGGCUGGGCGAGCCCGGACCGAGGUGCACUUGAGCGUUCCCAGCGCUUGGGAUUCGUCCGCGCUUCAGAGCCGACCCUUGAAGAGGGAUUGAGUCCCGGAGGUCCAGAGCUUUUACUCCUCAAGUCGCUCUCCGUCUUUUCUCCCGAAACCCUCGUUCCCGUCGCAGAGCGGCCGGGCGAACAGCCAAGUCGAGGAUCGGGGCGAUCGGGGUCGCGUCGCCCCGUCGGUCGCUGAGCGCACCAUGGCCGGCUGCUGCUGCCUAUCGGCAGAGGAGAAAGAGUCGCAGCGCAUCAGCGCGGAGAUCGAGCGGCAGCUUCGCCGGGACAAGAAAGACGCGCGCCGUGAGCUCAAACUGCUGCUGCUGGGUACUGGUGAAAGUGGGAAAAGCACUUUUAUCAAGCAAAUGAGAAUUAUCCAUGGAUGUGGUUACAGCGAUGAAGACAGAAAGGGGUUCACGAAGCUGGUGUACCAAAAUAUAUUCACCGCCAUGCAAGCCAUGAUCAGAGCAAUGGACAACUUAAGGAUUCAAUACGUGUGUGAGCAGAAUAAGGAAAAUGCCCAGAUAAUCCGAGAAGUGGAAGUAGACAAGGUCUCUGCAUUAUCCAGGAGCCAGGUAGAGGCCAUCAAGCAGCUCUGGCAGGAUCCGGGAAUCCAGGAGUGUUACGACCGGAGGAGGGAAUACCAGCUAUCGGAUUCUGCCAAAUAUUACUUGACUGACAUUGACCGAAUUGCCAUGCCGUCAUUUGUGCCAACACAGCAAGAUGUGCUUCGUGUCCGAGUGCCCACCACUGGCAUCAUUGAGUAUCCUUUUGAUUUGGAAAACAUCAUCUUUCGGAUGGUAGAUGUUGGUGGCCAGCGAUCUGAAAGGCGGAAAUGGAUUCAUUGCUUUGAAAGCGUCACUUCCAUUAUUUUCUUGGUUGCUCUGAGCGAAUAUGACCAGGUCCUGGCUGAGUGUGACAAUGAGAAUCGCAUGGAAGAAAGCAAGGCCUUAUUUAAAACAAUUAUUACCUAUCCCUGGUUUCUGAACUCAUCUGUAAUUUUGUUCUUAAACAAGAAGGACCUUUUAGAAGAGAAAAUCAUGUACUCUCAUCUAAUUAGCUAUUUCCCAGAAUAUACAGGACCAAAGCAGGAUGUCAAAGCUGCCAGAGACUUUAUCCUGAAACUUUAUCAAGACCAGAAUCCUGACAAAGAGAAAGUCAUCUAUUCCCACUUCACAUGUGCCACAGAUACAGAGAAUAUCCGCUUUGUGUUUGCUGCCGUCAAAGACACAAUUCUUCAACUAAACCUGAGGGAAUUCAACCUAGUUUAAAAGCUGCUGCCCACUCCUCCCCCAUAACAGAAGACAAGAUUUACAAAUUUUUCUUCUUUUAUCUCCAAACGCUUCUGACAUCACCUGGCCUGGCCCACUGUGCCAGGCACUGAGUGUAUCAUGCAGACCACAGGGACAGAGAUGGAAGAUAUCUGAGUUAACCAAAACCUUUUUAAAGUUCUUUUCUUGACUUUUGGCUAUAAGAUUUUGUGUAGUUUUAGAAUUUGAUAUUUUAUAGAAUUUUUAAAAGCUACUGUGAUUUUUUUAAUUUUAAGAGUGUUUAAUAAUAACCAUUAAAAAAUCACGUAACAUAUUUUACCUAAAGAGGCCUGUUAAUUUAUAGAUCAUGCCUUAAGACCUCUAGAGGAUUAAUUUAGGUGAUUUUUUUUUUUUAAAGGCUGUUAAUGGGUUCAAAUCUUUUUGUUAAAUCUUGCUAUUUAGAGACAUUUCUAUAGGGUGUUUUUCUCCCCUCAUGAAGUAUGACUUCUUUAACAUGCCACCAGUCUUUUGAAAAUGUUUAUUCUUUUUGAAUGUUAACUUUGUAAGUCAGAAUAAUGAAUAUAUCCGUCUAAUUUUUUGUAACAAUUUGGUCACGUCAGGGCCAAAAGCUGACAUAUGGUGAAUGGGUUGAGGUAGCAAAUAUGCUAUCUUGUUGUAAAAUGUAUAUGUGUGUGUAUUCCACUGUAUAUGACAAGGUCUUGUAAACUUAUGAACUGGCUAAAAGUCCAAACUGUUUAACAAAUGUAACCCCUGCCAAAUCUAUGGCCACCACAGAUUUGCAGCUUGUACUAUGUAUGCUGUGCCUUUCUGAGAAAGCUAAGAAUAUACCAUUAUGCCAUUAGCACUGAAUUAUGUGUUUCUUUGAGCUCAUGGUUGAUGAUGGUCCUUCUCCUAAAGAGAAAAAUUCUAUUAUCUUCAUAGUUAAUAACUCAGAAACUUUACAAAAUUUCCUCCUUUUGAGGCAAGUCUGCAUUCUAUCAUCAUGUUAUUUUGGAGUUCCUUUAGUAUCAUCUGGCUUUGUAAAGCAAAGGCAGAAUCCCCUGGGAAGUGCAGAGUAUUUCAAACUAAAGGCCCAAGAUGGUUUUGUUUCUUCUUUUUAUUUGAAGGCAUACACAUUUUACCCCAUAUGCAUAAAUGUAUGUAUGUGUGUGUGUGUGUAUGUGUAUACACAAACACAUUGCUUGGGAUUUAAAGUUUGAUAUGGCUUAUCUCAAAUCAAUCUAUAAAUGCACCUGGAUUGUUAUGGAACAAUGUAUCAGCAUCCUAUAGCUGCAGUGUGCCUUUAUUAGCCAGGUGGUAGACUUGUCAGGUUCUCAUUCUGUUGAGAUAACUAACUCUAAAUGUGA
Choloepus didactylus (southern two-toed sloth) is the source of this 3206-nucleotide messenger RNA. It is a transcript of the gene GNA14, whose product is annotated as G protein subunit alpha 14. Gene Ontology annotation, biological process: phospholipase C-activating dopamine receptor signaling pathway; action potential; adenylate cyclase-modulating G protein-coupled receptor signaling pathway. Gene Ontology annotation, cellular component: heterotrimeric G-protein complex. Gene Ontology annotation, molecular function: G protein-coupled receptor binding; guanyl nucleotide binding; G-protein beta/gamma-subunit complex binding. Bases 793 to 1860 code for a protein of 355 amino acids. The record is from RefSeq and is a predicted model, not a curated record. The transcript has 7 exons. NCBI's taxonomy places the organism in Eukaryota, Metazoa, Chordata, Mammalia, Pilosa, Megalonychidae.